Pseudomassariella vexata is the source of this 1776-nucleotide messenger RNA. RefSeq lists its product as uncharacterized. Bases 129 to 1304 code for a protein of 391 amino acids. Gene Ontology annotation, molecular function: dioxygenase activity. NCBI's taxonomy places the organism in Eukaryota, Fungi, Ascomycota, Sordariomycetes, Amphisphaeriales, Pseudomassariaceae. The transcript is spliced from 4 exons. The record is from RefSeq and is a predicted model, not a curated record.
UGCCGCAUUUAUUCGCCAUCCAUCACAUGCUCUUUUUUAGUAUAUAAACAAUCAGCCCCAGAAAGCUCAACCCGCUGCGCCUCCACCAACGCAACCCCCACAACCUUACGCCCUCCACAUCAUCGACCAUGGGCAGUUACUUCAAGAUGGCCGUUCCGGAAAAAGCGGCCUCGGAGCCUGGAAUGGACCUUCCCGUCGUCGACCUGGACGUGUUCCUCCACAACGAACGCGACUCACCUCAAGUUCAGGCCGAGUGUAAGAAGGCCGCCAACGCCUUCAUCACAUACGGCGCGUUAGUGCUACACGACUCGCGGGUUUCGGAGGACGACAACACGACGUUUCUCGAUCUGCUGGAGGACUACUUUGCACAGCCCGAAGAAGAGCUCAAAAAGGACGAGCGUCCAGAACUCGGCUACCAAAUCGGCGUCACGCUCGAAAACACGGAAAAGCCGAAGUGCGCGGUAGACGAGCCGUGUUUGCAGGUUAUAGAGCGGCUGGACCCUGCGGAGCGGCCCUUGGACAUCAAGGCGCAUGCACCAGAUCCCAAGUGCAGAUUCUUUUGGAGAAUGGUGGAGGAGCCGCCCUACCAGACCAAGUUUCCGGGAUUGAACGCGGAGAAUAUCACCCCUGAGGCCCCUCAUAUCCGUAGUCGAUGGACCCCGGUGAUGAACCAAUGGGGGUCCUCGAUGAAGAACGCAGUUGCUGAUCUAGCUGGAAUGACUGCCGUCGGUCUGGGUCUUCCCGCCGAGGCCUUUAGCAAUGCUGGCAGAUAUGGACCUCACCUUCUGGCACCUACGGCAUCAGACCUGAGGAAAUAUGGCAAGAAAGACAGCAUUCUUGCAGGUUUCCAUACCGAUCUGAACUUCCUCACCAUUCACGGCCGAUCAAGGUAUCCAGGCCUGCAUAUCUGGGCUCGCAACACGGGAAAGCGCAUCGCCGUCAAGAUCCCGCCGGGUAACUACCUUCUCGUCCAAGCUGGCAAACAACUGGAGCAUCUCACCGGAGGACUCAUCAAGGCGGGGUACCACGAAGUUGUGGUGAGCCAAGCGACUAUCGACACGAUCGAGCGGAGAAAAGUGGAGAACCCAGAUCGGCCGCUGAUCCGCAUCUCAUCCACCUUCUUCUGGCACCUCUCGUCCGACUACGACUUGACGCCGAACGCCAUAUUGGCAGAGCAGGCUCGUAGGCUCCGGAAGGAGCAGUUCAAGCUGGGAAAGGACGAGGGGAAUGAGGUCGUAUACCCGCCGAUGAAGGUCGGGCAGCAGGUUCAGAAUGAGCUUAAGCAUAUUGCAUUGAUGGCGUAAUGGGGUGCAUCAUCAUUUUAGUGCGUCGCACGGUGUUUGCCAGGAGGCGUUUAUGUUACUACGAGUGCAUCGGGCGCAAGAGGCUUUCGCUUUGCAUGGAUAGGGCCAUCGUUAUUGGGAAUUCCGCAUAGACCGGACUUCCUCAUGCACCCAAGACUAGGGGCACAGGUGUAAAUAAUUAGGAAUCAACCUAUAUCAACAGUCAUCGUACAAUUAGCUGUCAGGGGGCGAUGAGAAGUCGCGACCAAGCAACAGGUAAAGCAGUGUUGACAAGGGAAAAUGAGAAAACGACCGACAAGAAAGGGGGCAUCGUUCAUGUAAUCACUCAUAGUUUUGGAGUGAGAAUCAUCGUAAGAUCGUGCUCCUAAAGCGAAUAUUAUAGUUAAGGAGUAACGUAGCCCACAAGCGAACGGGUCACCCAACCGAACGGGUCACGCCAACUAGCAAAACAUGGAAUUCAACACGAUUUCGC